Molecule: messenger RNA, 2286 nt
Organism: Spathaspora passalidarum NRRL Y-27907
Lineage: Eukaryota; Fungi; Ascomycota; Pichiomycetes; Serinales; Debaryomycetaceae
Gene: ABZ1
Product: 4-amino-4-deoxychorismate synthase
Exons: 1
Coding region: 1-2286 (761 amino acids)
Biological process (GO): L-tryptophan biosynthetic process
Source: RefSeq, a predicted model, not a curated record
AUGAUUCUACUAAUUGACUCCUACGACUCGUUCACAAACAACCUUGCCCAUCUCAUUGCCACUAAUUCCAACCAGCAAGUGGCCACCAUCCAUAACGAUGCAUUCCCCCCUUGUGAAUAUGAAAAAUUCUACACUGAAUACCUUCCCUUGUUUGAAUACGUGGUUAUUGGCCCUGGUCCUGGCCAUCCCCUGAUUGAAAAAGACGUUGGGAUAAUUAGUUGGCUCUUGCAGCGUAUGAAAAGUGCUAGCGAAUCUGGAGACACCGUUGUCCCUGUGUUGGGGAUCUGUUUGGGAUUUCAGAGCUUGUGCUACGAAUUUGGCAAUCCAGUCGACAAAUUGAAGAAUGUAAGACACGGACAAAUAUACGAUAUACAUCCUGUUGAAGACCUGGCUGGAUUAUUUGAUGGCAACGUGUUUGAGAGUGUCAGAUACCAUUCGUUAUUUGUGGGGAAAGUCAAUGAGGAAAUUGUCCCCUUGGCAUACUGUUUUGAACCGGAGCAAGACGAGAAGAUUCUUAUGGCAAUGAAACAUAGACUGCUUCCGUUUUAUGGAGUGCAGUAUCACCCCGAGAGUAUUUGUUCCAAGAGAGGAGAUGAUUUGGUUAAGAACUUUACUAAGAUUGCAACUGAGUAUAAUAGAAACCAUAGGCCAGACGUAUUUGACAAACAUGUUGAUUUGUCGCUGAAUUGGCUAAAUCAUCAUGCUGUUCACGAAGAGUAUUUGAUUGAAGGCGGAGAUCUCAAGUCAAACAAGCUUGAUCGGAUCUAUUUCAAGCAAAUAAAGUUGGAUGUGAAUGCAAUGGAUGUUUGUGAUUACUUUCAUAAUAGAGAUAACGAAAACGAUUUUGUGUUGCUUAAUUCAGCGUCUAUUCCAGGUGAAUGGUCAAUAAUUGGUCUUCCUAUCGAAGGGCAGAGUGAAGUAAUUACUCAUUCAGUGGAUGACAACAAAGUGCAUAUAUCUGCCUACAAGUCAGCAAGCCAGAACAACACUAUAACUGAUGAAACAGUGUGGAAGGUGAUUGCAAAACGUAUGCAAGAAAAGUUUGUUUCUCGAGACACUAUCAAUUCUACAUUGGGUGGAGUCCAAGGCAGAGCACUUCCCUUUCUUGGUGGAUAUAUGGGACUUAUCUCAUAUGAAGAAGGACAGCAUUUAAUAAUUGAAAAGUUGGAGUCGAUUUGUGGUGAAAACCCCACCCCUGAUCUUAAGUUGAUCUUUAUUGAGAGAUUCUUGGCUUAUGACCAUAUAAACCAAGAUUGGUAUAUUGUUUCCAUUAACAAACAAGAUGAUACCAAGUGGGGAGAUUCAAUAGCCGAAGAAUUGACCAGAGUUACUCCAAUUAAUAUCGAUAAUAUUCCAAUGACUGUAAAGUUCUUGGCUGAAGAUACUGACCAAGACAUGAUUAAAUUCAAGUUCCCCGAUCAGGACAUUUACGCCCAACAAUUUGCCAAAUGCCAAGAAUGGCUCCAUCUGGGGGACUCGUAUGAACUUUGUCUUACUACACAACUGAAAAUCCAAUUACCAAGCUAUAUAGACCCAUGGGACAUUUACAAAGUGCUCACACUUCGUAAGAAUCCUAGUCCAUUUUCCUGUUUUAUGCAAUUUGACGAUUGUGUGCUUCUUUCGUCUUCUCCAGAACGAUUCUUGUCGUGGAAGGAUGACGAGAAGAGCCAAGCUAAAAUGGCAGAACUCCGUCCUAUCAAGGGAACAGUAAAGAACACCGAUGAUGUGACUCAUGAAAUGGCAUCGGCUAUCCUCAAGACUCCCAAGGAAAUGGGUGAGAAUCUUAUGAUUGUCGAUUUAAUCCGCCAUGACCUUUUCCAGUUCCUUAGCUCUGUACAAGUGACCCAGUUGAUGACGGUGGAAGAAUACAAGACUGUGUUCCAGUUAGUCAGUGUUAUUCAAGGAUCUCUUGACAGACAAGGGUAUCAUGGAAUAGAUCUCUUGCAUUCGUCGCUUCCUCCAGGGUCCAUGACCGGUGCGCCUAAGCGAAGAUCUGUUGAGCUUCUUCAGGAUAUUGAGAGUAUGCAAGAGGGAAUAGUAGGUGGAAGAAGAGGAAUAUACAGUGGUGUUGUGGGGUAUUGGUCGGUCACUGAUGAUGCCGAUUGGUCGGUUAUUAUUCGACUGGUGUUUCAUUAUGUUGAUGAUGUUAAUAAUAGAGAUAAUACCAAAUGUUGGAGGAUAGGUGCAGGGGGUGCUAUCACAGUAUUGAGUGAUGCGCAAGGAGAAUGGGAAGAGAUGGAUGUGAAAUUGAGAAGUGCAUUACUGGCAUUUGUUGAUGAUGUUUAG